Messenger RNA from Rhodamnia argentea, 3830 nucleotides. Its product is annotated as disease resistance protein L6-like. The transcript has 5 exons. Bases 97 to 2331 code for a protein of 744 amino acids. The record is from RefSeq and is a predicted model, not a curated record. NCBI's taxonomy places the organism in Eukaryota, Viridiplantae, Streptophyta, Magnoliopsida, Myrtales, Myrtaceae. Gene Ontology annotation, biological process: defense response; signal transduction. Gene Ontology annotation, molecular function: ADP binding.
UCUUCGUUUUUUCCCCGAACUACUGCAAGAGAAACUUGCCCUUCUUCUUUCCUUUCCUGUUUCAUCUGCUCCUCUUCUUCUCCUUCCUCGUUCACAAUGCCGUCCGACCGAAGCCGACCGCAGAUGCGAAUAGCAAAGAUUUCCGCCCACGUCGCGCCGACGUCGGGCUACAAGUACGACGUGUUCUUGAGCUUCCGAGGGCCCGACACUCGCCGCACCGUCGCGGAUGUCCUCUACGAAAGCUUAGUCGACGCCGGAAUAAGCGUCUACAGGGACACUGAAGAGCUUACCGUAGGCGAGAGUAUUGGACCGGAGCUCGUGCACGCGAUCAACGACUCGAGGAUCCACAUGCCGAUCUUCUCGGAAGGCUACGCAUCCAGCUCGUGGUGCCUCCAGGAGCUCGCGCACAUGGUGAAGUGCCGGAGCGAAUCCGCGGGACACGAAAUCGUGCCCCUAUUCUACGGCGUGAGUCCUUCAGACGUGAGGCUCAGGACGGGGUCGUACAGCGAGGCCCUGCUCAAGCACGAGCGGCGCUACGGCGAAGAGACGGUGCGAGAGUGGAAGGAGGCUCUAAGGGAGGUCGCAGAUCUCAGUGGAUGGGACGCACGAGACGCGGGAGCGCUUGGUAAACUUAUUAAAGCUCUUGUUCAAGAGCUUUUAAUUAAGCUGAAGAAGAGACAAAAGGUUCUUCCCGAUCACUUAGUCGGAAUUUAUGAUCGAGUCAGAGACGUGAUGCAGAUGUUAGACUUUGGCUCCCUGGACAUACGAUUCGUUGUUGUGCACGGGAUGGGAGGAAUCGGCAAGACAACUCUUGCCAAGGCGGUUUUCAACGAGAUAUUUCCUCUCUUUGACUGUUGCAGCUUCCUUUCAGACAUCCAAGACAAUGAUAUCGUGACGUUGCAGAAACGUCUGUUGUCCGAUAUCCUGAAGAGGUACCCAGAUUUCCAUGAUGCCGACGGCGGUGUCAACAUUUUACGAGAAAGACUUCGCAACAAGAAUGUUCUCAUUGUUCUCGAUAAUGUGGAUAAGAUAGAGCAGCUCAGGGAACUGACGGGGAAUGGUGACUGGCUUGGCCCAGGAAGCAGGAUUAUUGUCACAACUAGGAAUCUCGGUCUCCUGGCGAGAGAAGUAAUGGGACAACAGGAUGAUGUCCCAUUUCUUCCUAAAAAUUAUUAUGCUUAUGAGAUGACGGGGAUGAAUCCUUGGCAUGCUCUUCAACUUUUCAGCAAGCAUGCCUUUGGAGAAACCCUACCUCCAGAUGAUCUUGAAACUAUUUCCAGUGAAAUAGUGGCCACUACCAGAGGAAAUCCUUUGGCUCUUGAAGGUUUAGGUUCUUUUCUCCGUGGCGAAAGCCUCAAGAUAUGGGCAGAAACAUUGGAGCGUGCAACAAAAGUGCCUGAUAGAAGAGUCCAAGAGAAUUUAAGGAUAAGUUAUGAGGCAUUAAGCUUUGAGGAAAAGCAGAUUUUCUUAGACAUUGCAUGCUUUUUCAACGGCAUAGAGAGCACAGCCGCAGCAUAUGUGUGGAAAGAUUGGGGUCUCUUCCCUGAAAGCGGACUUGCUGCUCUGAUGAAUAGGUCUCUGUUGAAGAUAGACCAUCACGGCCGUCUUCAGAUGCAUGACCAGAUCAGAGAUCUCGGAAGGGAAAUUGUCCGAGAGGAGAAUUAUCUGAAUGCAGGAAGUCGAAGCAGGUUGUGGGAUUCCAACGAAUGCCUUCGCGUACUUCGUGAACCGAUUGACUACCAGCGAAAGAGCACUGUUGAAUCACUUAGGUUACAAUUCCCUGAGGUACAGACGCUUUCAAGUCAAGAAUUUGCUGCUCUCCCAAAGCUAAGGUCACUUCAUGUUGAAAGGGUAAAGUUCACUGGAGAUUAUAAGAAUGUUUUCAGAGAAUUGAGAUGGCUAUCUUGGGAUCAUUGUCCUGCAGACUUUGAUGCGACCAAUUUCUUUCCGAGCGAUCUAGUCGUUCUCAAGAUUUCUUGUAGUGAACUUAGAGAUGAUUGGCCCGGAUGGCACCAAAUCACGAAAUCUUCGAAGUUGAAAGUACUGGAACUUGAAGAAUGCAGCCGCUUAACUAGAUUGCCCUUCCUCUCUGCCCUCUCGAGCUUGGAAAGAUUGAUUGUACGAAAUUGCCAAAGCUUGGUUGAACUCGAUGAAUCGAUUGGUAAGCUAGUGCAAUUAAAUUACUUGGAAAUCGAUGGGUGCAAAUCUCUGAGAGAGUUGCCCGAAGAAGUCGCUUGUCUGAAGGCUUUGAAGGAGCUGAUAAUUAGAGGGACAGUACUUGGUCCUGUUGGUUCGUAUCUUCCCCCUCGAUCGGUAAUCUGCAGUCUUUGACAAGGCUAGAGAUGGAAAGUGUCGGCAUGAGCGAACUUCCACACACAAUUGGAGAGCUAAAGGAUCUUAAAAUCUUGCGUUUGUCCAGGUGUUAUGAGCUAAGAAAGCUUCCAGACUCAAUUUGGGGAUUGGAAUCACUAGUUGAGUUGGAUCUGUCUUAUGCCAAAGUAACAGAACUACCUGAGUCGAUUGGAUUCCUGAGCAAUUUGAAGGUGAUAAGGAUAGAUCAUAGUGGGAUAAGCAAGAUCCCGGCGACUAUAGGCAUGAUGGAGAAGCUUCAAGAAUUUCAUGCUGAAAAAUGCUUGCAGUUGGAGGGAGAUAUUCCUAGUGGAAUGGGGAGUCUCUCCUUUCUGAAAAUCCUGAACUUAUCCGACACUCGCAUUCGAUCUGUGCCCACAACAAUCAACCAGCUUUCUCAUCUCCAGGAACUCAAUUUGAAAGGUUGCCAUGAGCUUAGACAAAUCCCGGAGCUUCCCCCAGUUUGAUUAACCUGUAUGUCGAGUCUUGCUCACUAAAGACAGUCCCAGACCUCUCAAACCUGACCGGUUUAGUCAAUCUAAUUGUAUCUGACUGCUCUGAUGAAUCUCUUUCUAGCCCAUGGGAUGCCGAUUGUGUCCAAACUCCAAACCUGAAGUGGGUUGGGAGGUUGUCUAGACUGGAGACGCUGAAACUGGUUCAUAAAAGCAUCACUGCACCACCGGUGGAGUUAGCUUCCCUUCCUGGCCUGGAGCAAUUGGUUCUGUCUUGUUUUGAACUACAAUCACUCACUCAGCCGCUUCCUCCCACGCUGUCCGUGUUGAAGCUUAUAAACUUCAACUCAUUGGCAGAAUUAUCUCCCCGUUCUGACUUGAAAUAUUUGUCAAGUUUGGAGCUAUGUAAAUCGUGGCUGAUGGAAAUUCCACUCAAUCGGUUUGGACAAUUGGAGAAUCUGAGGGAACUGACGGUGUCGAACUGCGCUUUUCUUGGGCGGUUAUCCUGUCUGUCAGGCUUGAAGAAACUCAGAGUGCUGCGCUUGUUGAACUGCCCGAAGCUAGUUGAGAUCCAAGAUCUCGUCGAACUGGAAUCGCUGGAAACUAUAAGGAUUGAGCAGUGCGGUUCCCUGGUAAGGUUGCCUAAUCUCUUGAAUUUGAAGAAGUUGAGGGCCAUGGAAAUCAGAUUUUGCAGAUCAUUACCGAGUUUGCCUCCUCUAUCUCGGGUAGCUUUUGAAGAUUGUCAUCUAGUAGUUGACGGGUGCGAUAAGCUAGCCAACCACAACGGCCCUUUUCGGCUUCACAGGUACAAAAGGCAAUGUCCGAACCCCCGUUUGCGCCUAUGAGUUGGAGAAUAGAGAACACUCGCCUUGUCCCGUUUGCUUGUACUUUCUGUUUCCUUCUAUUUCCCAGGUUGUGCUCUUAUUUCUUCUUGACUUCCCAGUUAGCAUCCUCUGGAUUGAUAGGAGAUGCUAACGCGUGUAAUAAGACAUUACAUAUGUAUAAGCAGCCUAGUAAUUUCUCUCUUUA